Molecule: messenger RNA, 1594 nt
Organism: Branchiostoma belcheri (Belcher's lancelet)
Lineage: Eukaryota; Metazoa; Chordata; Leptocardii; Amphioxiformes; Branchiostomatidae
Product: palmitoleoyl-protein carboxylesterase NOTUM-like
Exons: 14
Coding region: 175-1587 (470 amino acids)
Molecular function (GO): hydrolase activity
Source: RefSeq, a predicted model, not a curated record
ACUGGCAAGCCAUACACUUCGGCUAGCAAGGAUCCGUACAAGCUAGAGGGACACCACUAAACUUUCUUCCGCGUACGCACAGGAACACGCCGAGCGGUUAGUCGGGGUCUUGCGAGUUGAACUGUUCUGACCGCGGCGGCCGGACAUCAAACGGACAGGGGGACCGAGGAGACGAUGUUGUUGUUGGGCGUCGUGCUGCUCGUGUUAGUUCGGGAGGGUUCGGAAGUGUUCGGGCGGAGCGUCGGCGGGCACCUGUCGGACGAGUUCGCCAUCGACGUGACGAAGCUGGCCGACUCCGAGGCGCUCAUGACUCAGGUACAUAUGAAGGACCUUGCCGAGGCUGUGCACGCCUGCGGGUCUAUGGGCUUCACCGACAUGAAGCUACACAAGCUGCGGAACACGUCUGUCACAUGUAACGACGGCUCACCUGCAGGGUAUUACCUACGGAGAUCGCACGGGAGCAAGCGGUGGCUGCUGUUCUUGGAAGGUGGUUGGUACUGCUUUGACCAGGCGAGUUGCCGGAACAGGUGGGCUAACAUGCCCCGCAACCUCAUGAGCUCCAAGGGGUGGCCGGACAGGAAAAAAGGCAGCGGGAUCCUGUCGCCCGACCCGGAGGAGAACCCGUACUGGUGGAACGCCAACACCGUGUACGUUCCCUACUGCUCCAGUGACGUGUGGAGCGGCGCGUCGCCCCGAAGGGACAAAGAUGACUUUGCCUUCAUGGGCGCGCUCAUCCUACAGGAGGUGCUGCGCGAGCUGCUGCCGCUAGGGCUGCAGAACAGCAAGACUCUGCUGCUGUCGGGAAGCAGCGCGGGCGGAACCGGGGUGAUCCUUAACGUGGACCGCGCGGCGGAGCUCCUGAGACGGGAAGGGUCCACUGUGCAGGUGCAGGGGGUGGCAGACUCCGGCUGGUUCCUGGACAACAAGCAGUACAUGCCGACCGAGUGCACCGAGACCCUGUCCUGCGCGCCCACCGAGGCCAUCCGCAGGGGAAUACAAUGGUGGAACGGGCAGGUACCCGAGCGCUGUGCCCGGCAGUACAGCAAAGACGAGCAGUGGCGCUGCUUCUUCGGGUACAGGGCCUACCCUACACUACAAGCACCGUUGUUCGUGAUCCAGUGGUUGUUUGACGAGGCUCAGAUGAUGGUGAAUAACGUGGGGACUCCUGUGGACAAGGAGCAGUGGAACUACAUCCACAACCUGGGGGUGGACCUCAGGAAGACGCUCGCCAACGUCACUGGUGUGUUCGCUCCUGCAUGCCUGGCCCAUACCCUCAUCACGAAAAGCGACUGGAUGACAGUCCGGAUGAAGGGCGUCUCCCUGCCGAGCGCCCUGCACUGCUGGGAACAGAGUCUCCUGUGGGGCCGUGCGGAGCCGCAGGACCCUCCCACGUGUGACUCCCAACUGGUGGACAGCUGCCCCUGGCCGCACUGUAACCCCACCUGCCCCAAACUCCACAACCCGUUCACCGGGGAGGAGAUGGACUUCAUCCCGCUGAUGAUGGAACUUGUCGGGAUAGACAUGAACGCCAUCGCCGAACAGAUGGGCAUGGAUCCGGACGAGUUAGUUCGCAUGCUGACCAGUUAGACUUCCA